This is a messenger RNA of Lymnaea stagnalis (great pond snail), 13378 nucleotides long. NCBI's taxonomy places the organism in Eukaryota, Metazoa, Mollusca, Gastropoda, Lymnaeidae. The record is from the annotation of a GenBank genome assembly.
GUCUAAGGUUAUGUCUUGUUCGUUUUUCAUUGCAGGAUUAAGUUUUUAAUCAAGAAACGCUACUCUUAUAUUAUUUUUCUUGUAAAUUACGAGAAGGACAUGUCAUUCAUAUCAAGAAUGGAAGAAUAGAAGCAUUAGAACAGUUAACUUUUUGUAUGCAUUGAAAGAAAAAAGGUUAACAGUAAGGUAAUCCAUUAUGUAAGCAUAUGUAUGUUGACGGACGGGCCUGAUAGAUACUUCGGCAUAGACUUAGACUUGAAGUUGAAGUUUACUUGAACUUGAAGUAAACUUCAAAUAAAAAAUGAAACCAGAAUCAAAUUUCCAGACUUUAGACACUUUAGUAGCCUACCUCUAAGUCUAAAGUAUCUAAAGCUAAGAAUUUUUAAAAUGUAAGUUAGUUUGGUAUUUUUACUAAGGACUGCACCACCACACUUUGCGACACCCUACUUACGCUGAUUGUGUCAAGCCACACGCCAGAACUAUAACUUACUUAGUAUAACUCUUACUCUUGUUUACUUUAAAUUUAAAGGAUAAUUUUAUACAACUUUUAUUUUCAGGAUUAAUCAUUGUUAGGUAUUAAAAUUAAACGUUCUAAUUUUAACAAUAUUUUUGAAUAUUGUGGGUUUGUUGCACAAUGACAAAGUCAAAGGCUUUUACAUGGAUUGAUGGAUCUUGACCAAACUUGGCACAUAUUCAUAUAUCCAUCAUUAUCCGGAAGAAACUCUUAAGGGGUUAUAACUUUUUAUAACAUUCCGUUUGGGGCCGGGGGCCCAAAAUGUUAACAAAAAAUACUCCUACAUCCAUAGAUGGAUCUUGACCAAACUUAGUACACAUUAGGGGUGUGCCGGAUCCGUUUUUUCCAACCGGAUCCGGAUCCGGAUUUUCUUAUGCGAAAUCCGCCGGAUCCGGAUUCCGGUUUCUCCCGGAUUCCGGAUUUUGGUACUAUUGGUAGAUACUUCGGUAAGUCAAGGUGGACUACUACUUUUUGUGUAUGGGAAUUCGCAAUCGGCGCCAAAAAAUCCGAGUUUUUAAUUUUCCGAUGUGUGUGUCUAUUUAUUAUUAAAUUAGUACUUUCGAUAUAUAUUUGAGUUCCGUUCCAUUUGGAUAAGUGUCUUACGAGAGACGCCAUGUUUCUACGCGUUCGCAGCAGGUUAUGCAGCUCGCUCAACCUAAUUUCGCCAUGGGGUUGGCCACGCCCCCCUUUUUAAUGGCGGAAGUUGACGAUACUUAGGAAAUAUUAAUUUAUUAUCACUAUUUACAUCAAAAUAAUUGAUAACUUGUGUUUCAGAAUGCAUUUAAAGACAUUUAAACUGGAAUGUUUUAAUUUGAGCUUUAACAACCCGGUAGAAUCCAUAUUAUAAAUGAUCAGAAUUUACCGUGUGCAACACGUUGUCAUUGGCAACCAUUCACAGCCACUUGCAUAACUGUAUCGUAGUACUACCUCAGAGUUUCAUUCAUAAGAGUUUGCCGUGUGCAAAAACUAUUAAACCAUUGGUCAGGGAAAGCUUUAAUUAAUUAUUCAUGUGCCAAAGUUGAAAGUUUAAACUAAGUCUAAACAGUAUUUUAGUGAUAAGGCAGGGAAUGCGUUGCCUUAUAUAAACUAUAUAGUCAUUGCGCAUGACGGGAUUGGUGGAAUGAGAUCACAGAAUGUGGAGAUGCAGUCCAUGUUAAAAAAUGACAAACCAAGUCGUACUUUAAAAAUUCAUAACUUUAAAACUACAACAGCUAAAAAUAUGAUUUUGGUGUUAUAAUUCUUUAAAAAAUUACAUCUUUUCAACUAUGCCAUUGGUUUAUUUUUACAAAAAGUUUAAAUUUUCUUAUCAAAGUCCCUACACUAUUGGCCACUAUUAGCGGUGCUGACUCUAGCCUCUGGUAUGUACGGAAUAUUAAACAUUAAACAAGCUCAACGCUCGAAACAAUCGAUUAAUGUAUCGUGAUCGUGUGAAAUUCGGGAAAGAGAAUUACUUUUAUUUCAGAUUAUGAUCCGGUGAGUCACAAAAUCUGGCAAAUUCCGAAAUCCGGUAUAUUCCGGAUUCCGGAAUCCGGUUGUUCCGGAUACAUGUAAAUCCGGCGGAACCGGAUUUCACCGGAUAGUGCAAAAUCCGGCGGAACCGGAUUCCGGACCGGGGUCCGGCACACCCCUAGUACACAUGCAUUUGAUUAUCCUCACUAAAAAACCGAAGGGUACUUACCUCAUAAUAUCCAUCCCUCUGGGGCCAUGGGACCCUUUUAAUUUUUGUUAUAUUGGCUAUAUAAAUAUCAAUCUAAAUACUCUUACAUGAAUAGAUGGAUCUUGACCAAACUUAUUACACAUACACUUGAUUAUCCAUAUUCAGAUACCGAAGGGUACUGAACUCAUAAUAUCCAUCCCUCUGGAGCCGGAGGCCUCAUUUCAUUUUUACUUAUAUAAGCUAGGCACUCCAAUACUUUCGCCGCCCGUGAUAGAAAAACGAGGCCUGCCGAGCGGCGAUCGCUGUGAUCAGCCGGCGCUUUUCGUUUUCGGUAGAUCUUGGUGAUUAGUGUUGUUUUGCGUCAUUUCUAAAAAUAGAGGACUCUCCUUGGUUUUAUUUAAAUCUGCGAUGCAUGCCGGUUACGAGGGUAUGAAUUAAGUGGAAAUCUGACCUUGCUGAGACGAUUAAUUGGAAAGUUGACGUGGGGUAAGUGAGUUUGCUGUGCUAUAUUUUUUUUUUCAAAUCGCGUUCGGACUUGGAAAUUACUUGUUCGCAUAGAUUAUAUAUUUUAAAAGCAGAAACACUUAUUUUAAAGAGUAUAGAUCGUCCCCAAAAUUUAUGAGAGCUUGAACCGUGUGACUAAAAAUUCAAGGUUGCCAAGUCGUGGCCAUUUUUUCCCCCUCGAUCUACCGGAAGUGGUAAAUCUCUAAUGUAAACAGUGGUUAUUAUUAUUUAAAACCUUUUUCAAACAACUAAAUAAAUAUUUCCUGUAUUAUAACUUAGUAGUUUGAUUUUAAAUAUAUACUUUUUAAUAACUGGUUUUUAAUAAUAAUUACACUUUAGGCCUAUAUAGUUAUUAUAUAAGAGCAGGCUUUGGAUCAAUAAAACUAAUACAUAUACUGAGAUAAAACAACAAAGUCAAAGUGAUAAAAGUGCUUUGACAUACAAAUAGCAAUGAAUUAGAUAGUAAGAUAUCCCCUAGUCCUAGUUAUUAUCAGCUAUAAGUGUACAUAUAAUAAAGAACAUUGUGAAGCCUAUUUAAAAAUAUUGAAUCAUUAUUUACAUGUACCGGUAUUCAUAAAUUAAUAGUCCUAAUCUUUAUUUUUUAUUUUCCAGAGUUACAGAUUGUAAUCACUCCCUGUAAUUUUGAUAUGUAUUUACUUGGAGGAGAUCAACAAACAACCCAAUUUGAUAUUGACAAUGGAGGCAUAUUUUUUUAAUGUACCAAUUGAUGAGGAUGAAGUGUUGCUAGACCUCCGGAGCCGAAACAAUGUCGACAGAUUACAUGACAUUUUAAAAUUUUGCAUAGCAUGAUUUUAAUUGCUUUUGAUAUAUUUUAAUACUCUAUUAUAUUUGGUUGGACACUAUCUAUUUUUACUGAAAAUUUGAUUGCAUUAGCUUUAUUAGUUUAAAAGUUGUAUAUUUAAAUGUAAAAAAUUUCUCGGCCGCAGUUGCUUUUCAUAAAAUAUUAUUUCUACUACUGCAUAAAUUUUUCUGAUCUGUAUUUUAUUUAUGUUAAAUAUGCCUUACUUUUAGAUGGACAUUAUCUGUUUGUAUUGAAAAUUUCAUAGUGAUAGCUUUAUUGGUUUAAUAAUUAUGUCAUUUUUUGAAAAAAAAAAUUUGUUCGACAAUUGUCGUUAUCCAUGCUAUAUGCUUAUAAAAAUUUUUUUCAAAAAAUAUAAUAAGUUAAUUCAAAAUUCAUGUGUUUAAUUUUGUUAAACAUUGUAUUGUAAAUGUGUUCUCCAAAUUUGAGCAGUCUAACUUUAAAAGCCAACAAGAUACAACCAAAAUAGUACAAAAAGAGUAAUAAUUAGAUCACAGUUUUAAAAAUUAAAUACAAAGCCAAAUAGUGGGAAAAAAUAAAUCACUAAAAAAUUCAUAACUUUUCUUCUACAAGUGAUAGAAAGAUUAUCUUGGUGUCAAUGGAAAGCUUAAAGUCAGCUCUUUCCAAUGAUAUGCUCCUUGUGUAUGUCAGAUGAAUCUGAAAUUUUGAGUUGGAGUACCUAUAUAAGCUAUAUAAAUAUCAAUAGGCUUAGACAACACUAUAGGUUCUAUGUCAAUUGAUCGAUAUAAGCAUAGCGUAGUAACAAUACACUUCAUCGUCUGCAUUGAAAUAUCGGUGGAUUUAAAACUAAGAAUAUCCAAUCCAUGCAGGGCUGAUCUAGAAUUUUCUAGAAAGUUCGAUAAUUUAAAAAGGAGGUAUCUAUGGCAUUUUUAAACCCAUUUUAAUAGGACAAAUUUUAACUCUUUAUUUACUUGAAUGAUUUUGAUAGCCCCCCCCCCCCCCUCCUUCCCACACACCUAAGGCAAAACUACAUCGGUACAGUUAUGAAAUGGGCACCCUGGGGCCCAUUGAUUAACUUAAAAGAAAAAGGAUUAUAAUUAUGGCAUUUGUUGAAGAUUUUUAACAGAUUCAAAAAAUAAUUAGAAAAGUAGUUUUUACACAUGUUUCGAGCAGGUUUUUAAAUUUAAUCUAGAAUAUUCCAGAAAGUUCUAAAUUGUUACAAGGGGAUAUAUAGUUGGAUCUAAGGGAUUAUUGAAAUGUUAGUUAGUUCUAUUCAUUUCUAUACUGCCCCAUAGUUUACUGUUCUCUCAGUAACACUGAGGAAUUUUUUGAUACGGAAUCCACUAUGGGUUGGGAUCCAUCAUAAUCUUUAUCCCGACGGGAUCAGGAUCCCACCAGAAAAUGGGAUCCAACCAGGAUUGGGAUCCUAACCUUGAAUGGAUCCACUUUGAUCGGGAUCACACUGGGAAACAGGACUGCACCGAGAUCGGUGUCAAAAUGGGAUCGGGGUCCAAAUGGGAUUGGUGGUCACACCAGAAUGGGGUCCUAAUGCAAUCCAGGACCACGCCGGGUAUAAAGGCUAGUAUAUAUAUAAAAGUUAAAGUUUGUUUUGUUGUUGGUCUGUUUGUUCCACAAAGGCUUUACGUGGAUUGAUGGAUCUUGACUAAACUUGGCACAUAUAUCUAUCCUUAUCCGGAAGGAACUCUUAAGGGACUAUGAACUUUUUAUUACAUUAGGUUUGGGGCUGGGGGCCCAAAAUGUUGUUUUUUCUUAUAUGAGCUAUAUAAAAAUAAUUUGAAAGAAAUACUCCUACAUGAGUUGAUGGCUCUUUACCAAAUUUAGUACACAUACACUUUAUUAUCCAUAUUCAAUUACCUAAAGGUACUGAACUCAUAAUAUCCAUUCCUCUGGGGCUGGCCCAUUUCAUUUUUUCUUACAUAAGCAAUAUAAAUAUCAAUAGGCUUAGACAACACUAUAGUUUCUAUGUGAAUUAAUGGAUAUAGGCCUAGCGUGGUAGCAAUAGCGUUCAUUGUCCAUAUUGAAAUAUCGGUGGAUUUAAAACUAAUAAUAUCCAGUCUAGAAUUUUCCAGACAGUUCAAUAAUUUUAAAAAGCUACGUCUAAGGCAUUUUAAAGUAGAUUUUAAUGGGAAAAAUUUUAAAUUUUAACUCUAUUAUUUAAUUAUUGUCCCAAAAGACAAAUUUGGCGAAGACGAAGUAAUUGAGAAAAGGAAUAGAGUCUUUACAGGAUUUAGGGUGGGAUGAAGAGUAUGGUAGAUAGCUGUGGCUGUCAGUGGGCUUAAAGUAGGCAGAGGUGAGUUGGCUGUCUUUAUGAAGAGUGACAGUAAUGUCCAAAAAGUUUACUGAGGUCUCAGAGACAAGAGAUGUGAAUUUAAUGGAGGGGUGAAAUGAGUCUACAAAGUUAAUGAACAGGUCAAGAAAUUCUAUUCAGGGUCUAGGGUAAAUAAAAUAAUGCCCAACAGUUCCUUAGAAGACUGAUAGUUAAAAUAGCAAUCCUGAUUGAACAAGCCAUCACUGCUACUCUAUACUAGAAAUUGACUCUGAAUUUAGUCCAUCCCAAGCUAGUGGACUGGAGAUCAAUCCCCAGAAAAUGCCUAGACAAGCAAAAACAUCACCAGCAUGCCGGGUAGAUGGGACUCGUUAACCAUGAAUGGCAACUCAUCUAUGAGAAGGCAAACUCUGAAAUCAAACCCGGAGAUGGAGUCCCAUAGGCCUUAUGACAUUGAAAAUGAAAAUUCUGACAAGCUCCUAUGAUGUAGAAGCAUAAAGAGCAUAGUGAAACGCACACAAACACUGCUGAUAAUCAACUGCAUCCUGGUAUAUAUCCAGUCGUCUUGACUUAUCUUACCAUUGAAUCUAAUAGGCAAAGACGAGAGAGUGGUUCAGACGAAUUAAGCAACUCUCCAUAAAUUUAAACAAAAUACAGCUCACGUCAAGGCUACUGCUCCAGUCUUAGUGAUCUUCAUGUGUACAGAACGAACAACAAGACUGGAAAUAUUGAUACCAAGCAUAUUUGCAGGACAGUUCUCGGAUGCCAUGAAAAUUAAGGGAAAAUGAUUAAUAAACGUCAAUCAUCUGAGACUUCCUCUAGUUCAACUUCAGCUAUUUCACCUACCUCAGGUGUCCACUUUUGCAACUUCUUAGUCAAGCUUCCAAGUUAUGUGUGUCUUCGGAAAUAAAUAUGACUUACUUGUGAUUGAAAUGGACUAAAUUAUAGCUUUAUUAGUUGUUUGUUAUCAAACAGACACGCAUAUUCUUUCUGUUCCCAGAACAUGCACUAAAUCAUAUGGUGAGCGAUCUUUCUCUUUCUGCGCCCCAAACAAUGGAAUUCUCUCCCACUACACAUCUGCAAUGUACCGACCAUACAGGCCUUCAAAACUGCACUCGAAACACAUCUCUUAAAACUCUAAUAUCCCGACUGAUUCCCCCUAAUAGCUGAUAAGCGAUGCUGCUGGUUGCUGUCCAUGGCUUGACUAGUAAACAUUCUGGGGUGGGUGGUGUGGAUAUGCAUCUGUUUUUGUUUUGUUGUUAUAUAGGUGCUUUAUUUAAAUAAAUGUAUGUUAUUUUUUAUUGUCAUGAUUAUGUUUGCUAAUAUUUUUAUGUACAGCGUGGUGAGCCCAACCCUAGGCUGGGGUACAGCGCUAUAUAAGACAACUAAUAAUAAUGUUGUAGUAAUAUAAGACAUGCAAAGACUUUGAAUGGUAGCCCAUGAACAUUUUUGCACACUGCAAAUUAUGAUCAUUUUUAAGGUGGACUUUUCCAGGUUUUCAACCUCAAAUUCAAAUAUUCUUGUUUGAAUAACUUAUAAGUUCAUUUUUAAACACAAGUUAUCAAAUAUUUUUAUGUAACUAGUGGUAAUUAUUAAAUAUUUCCUAAGUAAUGGCAUCUUUGCCAUUAAAAAGGGGGCAUGGUCGAAAUUGGGCUAAGUAACCGUACGAUAAUGCAGGUUACUGGGGAAAAGCAUUAUGAACCUCGGACACGACCUACAUCAAUGAGAAUUGGCAGAUGUAUACAUCAAUAUUUAAUAUGAAAGAUCAUUAUUUUUACUUCAUCAAAAGUUUUUGAGGGAAAGAUGCCUUAUAUAUACAUAUGAAUUUAUAAAAUUAAGGUCGAUCAAAUAAGGCAAAACAGUAUGUUGGAAUAUGGGUCAAGACGUACUCUAUUGUGAACAUGUGGUAAGAUAAAAUAGUCCUUUUAUUAAUUAAAAAGCACCAACACCCAAAAUUAAAAACUAGGAUUCUUCUGCUGCGACUAUCAUUUCCCAUUAAAAUUUUGUAGUAGUCUCCCUUGCUUUACUGAAGUGCCUGCUUUAACGCUUCACUCAUGACUUCAAUGUUUAAUAGAACAAGUAUUUAUUGUUUUCCGAUUAAUUCAUCGUGUAUUUUUGUUGAUUUAAAGGGAUUCUGGUCAAUUUACGCAAUCCGCUCCACCUCCCUUUGUUUUUUCUUGGAUUGUUACUAGAGUUAGCUUUUCUUUUUUUAAAUAUCAAUACGCUGUUGAUGGAAUGUUUUAAAUUAUAAUUUCAUUUAAUUAUAAUAUUUAAAUUCCAGCAUCUUGGAAAAUGAGCGGGUUUGAUUGAUUGCUCUGACAACUUUUGACUUUUAUUUGGUGGAGCCUGCAAUAGUGAAACAAAUGUAUUCUCUGAAACUAACUUGGCUUUUCAUGAUAAUUUAACAAAUAUUUUGUAUUUUAUUUCUUCAUUUUUACAAUUUUCUUACCACGGUGUAAAACUGUAGCAGAUGUGUUUUAGUCAGGAGAAGGGAGUGUCAGCAGGUGUUGACACUUCUUGCAGCAUAUCUAUCCGUCCCUGUGGCGUUACAGCCCAUGUAGGGCUUUGGCCUGCCUCACUACUUCUUUCCACUCAGACCCAACUAAUGCUUUUCUUUUCCAUGCUUGGGUUCCCAGCUGCUGUAGAUUUUUUUCCACAUCAUCCAUCCAUCUAAGCCUAUGUCUGCCUUUGAGCCGUUUCCUCUGGGGUUUUGGUGAUGUACCCUCUUCACCCCUCUGUCAUUUGGCAUUCUCUCUAAGUGUCCUGCCCAGCAUAGCCUACCCAUUUUAUUUCUUAUACUAUCGUGGGAUCCUGAUAUAGACUUAUAAUUCCUGUUUGGUUUGUAUUCUCCAUCCAUAUUCAUCCUUUGAUGGUCCAUAUAUCAUUGCAGCUUGUGUAGAGGGAUACAAUAAAGUUGCUUCGUUUGCGAUGAAAUUAUUGUAAUAACUGAAAUUACGACAGGAAAGAGGGUGACAGCAGGUUGUUGAAUCUUCUUGACGCAUAUCUAGAGAGAUACAAUUAAGUUGCUACGUUCCCCAUGAAAUUAAUGUACUGGCUGAAAUUAGUUUAAGUUUUGUUCAUAUUUUCGUUUCUCUUGGCAUAUUCUCUCCGUUUUCCCUCCCCAUUUUACUUUUAGCAGACUUGUUUGAACUAAAAAAACAAUUUAAGACAGCAUUUUCAGAAAUUUUAAUUAUUUGCAAAUUUUUGGAGUGUUUUAACUUUAACUUGUCUUUGAUAACAAGAGGAAGUUUUUGGGAGUUUUUUUUUCUCUUUUUUUAUGAGUCAACUUUUUUUUGGAAAUUUUUCUGGGAGAAUGGGGAGAUUUUUAUUAUUUUCUGUAUGUACAUUGCUUCAAUGUUAGAAAAAAAAUGGGGAAAAGUAAUUAACAGAAGUCAUCAUAAAGCCGUGUGGAAUAUUAGGUUACAUGUUUUGUCCUCAUUUUGCGACUGCUGUGCUGUAAGAGUUUCAGAGUACCUACAAUUAGAUUCAAUGAUUUAAUAAUGAAUUGUCAUUUUGUCAUAUUUUAAAAUUGAAAUCUAUUUUAGAACAUUGAGAGCAUAUCUGAUACUAGCACAUUACCUAGAUUUGCCACAUUCAGAGCAUAUCUGAUACUAGCACAUUACCUAGAUUUGCCACAUUCAGAGCAUAUCUGAUACUAGCACAUUACCUAGAUUUGCCACAUUCAGAGCAUAUCUGAUACUAGCACAUUACCUAGAUUUGCCACAUUCAGAGCAUAUCUGAUACUAGCACAUUACCUAGAUUUGCCACAUUCAGAGCAUAUCUGAUACUAGCACAUUACCUAGAUUUGCCACAUUCAGAGCAUAUCUGAUACUAGCACAUUACCUACAUUUGCCACAUUGAGAGCAUAUCUGAUACUAGCACAUUACCUAGAUUUGCCACAUUCAGAGCAUAUCUGAUACUAGCACAUUACCUAGAUUUGCCACAUUGAGAGCAUAUCUGAUACUAGCACAUUACCGAGAUUUGCCACAUUCAGAGCAUAUCUGAUACUAGCACAUUACCUAGAUUUGCCACAUUCAGAGCAUAUCUGAUACUAGCACAUUACCUAGAUUUGCCACAUUCAGAGCAUAUCUGAUACUAGCACAUUACCGAGAUUUGCCAUCAGCACUUAAGCACACUUUUUUAUUGAUAUUCAUAGGAGAAUGCACAACCUUGGAAAAACAAGGCGAACACAUAUUUCUUACCAAGCAACAUUCAUCUAUUUUUGGAAAUGUUCAGCGUGGUUUAAACACUCAAAGCCUUUACAUGUCUUCUUCAUUAUACUGUGCUGUACAUUCAUUAUACUGUGCCGUACAUUCAUUAUACUGUGCCGUACAUUCAUUAUACUGUGCCGUACAUUCAUUAUACUGUGCCGUACAUUCAUUAUACUGUGCCGUACAUUCAUUAUACUGUGCCGUACAUUUAUUAUACUGUGCCGUACAUUCAUUAUACUUUACCGGGUACCAGUAUGUUUAUUUGGUUUUAAGUCUUUUACUUGUACUUUUAGUUGUACAAUACUUAUUUUUUUAAUUUAAAAAAAUGUUAUUCUCUUCUUUAGUACCAUAUUGCCUACUCGAGGGGGUCAACUUAUGAACAAACAGGCUUUAGAUGCAUUAUAUAAAGUAGAUAGUUUUUAUCUUCAAUGAUAACGAUAAGAAGGAUGAUUACAAGAUUUUUCUUUAUUAAAUGUCCAGACAUUUAUAAAGAUUACCAAAUAACUGCUUAAUAGGAUGUAAGUAAGUAAAUUUUAUUAUCAAUGACCCACUUAUAACUAAAUUUAUUUUCAGAUGACCUACCAUUAAGGCCUACUAAUAUAUAAAUAUUGGAUGUCAAAUUUUAGAAAAGAGUUGUGUUAACUUAAGCUCUAGCCGCAUGACAGAGGAGAAAUCAGCACCUAAGACAUGUCCACCCAAAGUCAAAGAUUUAUCUCGGUAAAAAAUAAAAAAAUUAUCUUGACUUUGCUUGUUGUUCCUUCAAGAAAUUUCACUAUUUCUCAAAGAGCAAGCUCAGUUAUAAUCUAUCAAAGAAACAAAAAAGGGACUGAUGAACCACCUAAAAAGCUCCCAUUUCGUAAGGCCCUCAUUGAAGGAUUUAAACAAUUUGGUCCAGAGUCUAAAAAGUUUAUACAAGAGCAAAAAGAAGCUUAUGCUUUCAAUCCAAUGUUAAGUGCUGAACAUGGAAACUAUGAGGUUCUCUAUAGGUAAGCUUUUUAUAUAUGUUAAUUUAAUAUUGAUCUUCAAAGUAUAGCAAGCAUGCAAUGAUGUCUGGAAGAUUUGAACAUUUCCUUAGCAAAUCUGUACCUUGUUUUGUGCUGGUUAUCUCAAAGGUUUUCCAGAUAAGCAAAUAUCUGCUUAUUAUGUUGUUUUAUAUAAAGCUUAUAUUGUGUUUUAUCCUUUUUAUUGGCACACCUUCUUAGAUAAAUUACAAUAAGCGAUCGAUCUGUAAAAAUGGAGUGUGUAAAAAAAUCAUGUAACUAAUAAAUAAACGGGAAGUUUGAAGUCCCACAAAACCAAAUCUUAAGAUUUGCUUUCACAUUAAAUAUAUUAUUUUUCGAAACAGUUCUUUAAAAUAUUAAACAGAACACUGAAUUAAACUGUUUGACAUUUGCUUAUUUGUUGUAUUUUAUUCACAUUCUUUAAAAUCUAUUAGAUUUGACAAAAAGGCAGAAGUAGAUAGAUGGAUUGUGUCUACAGACAAAGACUAUAAAGGUGGGGAAAGCUCAGCUAAUUUCACCUUCACUAAAAACCGAACUGGUCUGUUUCAUGGCUACCUCUGUAAGGAAGUUCCUAAAGAUGGUGUAACUAAAUACGCUGGUUAUGCCAAUAUAUCAAAUUUAACACCGAGGGUAAAUAGAUGCACAUUAUAGUUAAUAUUUAUAUUUUAUUCCAUCAAUUGAAAUAUCAAACAAUAGCAACAAAAAUAUACUUGCCUCUCUUUCUUGUUUUUGAUUUUUGUUUUUAAGAUGCAGUAAUACAGAUAAUUUUAAACAAAGUUGUAAGCUACUACCUGUUAUUGAAAUUAGGGAUUACUUGUUUCAUGUAAGACACCAAAUAUAAUUUGGAAAUUUAACUUUUUUGUGUUUUGUUUCAGAAAUCUUUUAAUCGAGAAACCCAUUGGGACUGGUCAUUGUAUAAUUGCAUGUUGUUCAGAGUGCGAGGAGAUGGCAGGCCCUAUGUAAUUGUCCUUGGUUGUAAAUUUGAUUAUGAUGUCAACUGGCUCAACCGCUGGAGUUGUCCUUUGUUUACAAGAGGCGGACCCUACUGGCAGAUUGCUAAGGUUAUUCUUUUUAACAUUUUGAAGGAAAAUUGUUUAACUCUUCCCAGAAUAUUUGCAUGACUUCUUAGGAUUUACACAUCAAUUAUAGCAAGCUAAUCCCCACCUACCUCUAUUUAUAAACUAUUUUGGAUGCAUGGUUUGCAGUGUAAGAUCAAUAAUUCAUGUAUUUGUCUUAGAUGACUAAUGGAUUAAUUGAUUUCCUUUGGAGUGAGCAGAAUUCUUUAUUUCCCUAGUAUAAUUUUAUCUAAAACUAAUAAACAAAUCCUUCAAGCUGUGUUCACUGUUUAUGGCAGCAAUAUUCAAGUUGGUUACCAGUACAAUGUCUACAUGUAAAGCAUGUUAUAUUAUAACACAAAUAGUAUUAAAUUGUAUGAUCUUAGUCCUAUUUUUAGUACUGUAAUUCAAAAUAUUUAUUUUCUCUUGAUAUUGUUACCCAUGGUCGGAAAAAAAACAACACCAAGUGUUACUUAACAAUUAAGGAAUGGGCAGAGAAAAAAAGCUUAAGUUUAAAGUUAGAAAUUUGAAAAUUUAUGAAUUGUGGUAGUUUUUGCAAAUAAAAGAAAUAACUUUUUCAAAAUUUUAUUUUCACAGAUUCCUUUCUCAAAAUUUUAUAUCUCUCAUCACGGUAGAAUUCAAGAUAGGCAGGAAUAUCCUAUUCUUUCUUUAGUGAACAGCUUGGGUAUUACUGUUAUGGAUGCAGCUGAAGGCCCCUUUGCUCUGGAAAUUGACAGCAUAUCUCUUAUGUAUGAUAUCAAUCUCACAGGAAAGCAUGCAUAUGAAUUAUAUCAGGACAAAAAUUAUGAAGGUCAAAACUGAUGUUGGAGAAAAAAAGAAUUCAUGCAACUGAAUCAGCCAUCCGCCUCAAGAGUAAUGAUAUCUCACUUAACUUAAUCACAGAAAUGUGCGGUGCCAUUCUGUUCCAAACAAGUCAAAUUUCCCUGAACCUUUAAAUAUUUUUUCACUCAUUUAACAGCACAUUAAAAUUUCAGUUUUGACUGUCCUGUGGUUGUAUUAGAAAAUGAUGUAAUAUAAGACUCUUGCUAGGCAUACUUUUAAACCAUGUGUAUGAAAGCUUUUAUCAAUGAAGAUUCUAUAUAAGUACACGGAGCCGAUAUCUAUUGUUGCAGACAUUUCAUUUUUUAAGAUAACCAUUGCCUUAAAAGAUGAUCUAGUUAGUGCUCACAAAUAAAAUUAAGCUAACUGAAUACAAAUUUAGAACAGGCUAACUGAGGUCAUUUUAUGAGGGGUCAUGACAGAAUUAUUUUUAAAAAUGUGUAUCCAUACUAUAAACCAUAAAAAUUUUGUUCUAUGUGUUUAUUUGUAAAUAAAACUCUUGUAAUUGAUAUCGGUACUUGUUUACCU